AUGUUAAACCAUCCAUUAUAUAAACAAUUGUCAGGCUAUCAAAUCAUCCUUGGGUCAAAAUCACCAAGACGUCAGGAAAUACUUCGAAACAAUCUAGGAAUUGACAAUUUCACAAUUGUUGAAUCGAAUUUUGCUGAAGAUUUAGUCAUUGAUGAUCCCUUGGAAUAUGUAACAGCAACCAGCCACCAUAAGGCAAAGGCAAUACUCAAUCAGAACAAGUUUGACGAGCCAACAAUUGUCAUAACGUGCGAUACGAUCGUCAGUUGCAACAAUCACAUCUUGGAAAAACCAAUGACUAAAGAGAAGCAACAGGAGUUUUUUCAAAUAUAUAAACAAUACAAGGAAGUGCAAGUGAUAUCAGCAGUGACUAUAUUUAAAAUUGACAAGGACGGCAAAGCAUCAGAGUAUGCCGAUCAAUGUACUUCUACUUUACUGUUUAAUGAUCAUGAAGGUGCUGAUGAUUUAGUUAAUGCCUAUAUUGACAGCGAAGAAGGACUAGAUGUAGCUGGUGGGUUUCGAUUUCAAGAAUUUGGAUCAUUGUUAUUCAAUUCCUUACAGGGUGACUACUUCAAUGUUGUUGGAUUACCUGUUUCUAUAACGUUUGAAUUGUUAUCCAGGGCAGUGCUUGUUUAG
Spathaspora passalidarum NRRL Y-27907 is the source of this 633-nucleotide messenger RNA. Its product is annotated as nucleotide diphosphatase. The record is from RefSeq and is a predicted model, not a curated record. The transcript has a single exon. NCBI's taxonomy places the organism in Eukaryota, Fungi, Ascomycota, Pichiomycetes, Serinales, Debaryomycetaceae. Gene Ontology annotation, molecular function: nucleoside triphosphate diphosphatase activity. The coding region runs from base 1 to 633 and encodes 210 amino acids.